UCACUGCUAAUUCAGCCCAGCCAACGGACACAGUUCUGUCAUUUCUAGAAUAUUCUACCGUCACUAAAAACAAAAACAGUAUGCCGUUUGGACGUCGGAGUUUUUGAUAUUUAGCUACAUAUAUUGUUGUCAUUAAAACGGUGCUUAUGUUGUGAUAGCAUUUUCCGUUGCGUAUCAGUAGUUAAUAUCGCUUUAGCUGAUGCUAAUAAAUGGGGGCGCUGCAGCCCGUGUUGCCUUCACGUGCAAUCGAAGAUACAGAAUUUUAGUAUAAAAACCAUACAUUGGUCUAAUUUAACUGCAUGUAAAUGCUCCUAGAUCAAAAAUUAUACUUCUUAUUUAUUUUCAUGUUGCAUUAGGUGUACACAAAAAACAAAUGUAUAUCCCCGUGUUAAAAAAAACAUCUCCCUGUGUUAAAAAUCUCAUCGUAUAACAAAAUAUUAUUACUAUAAUGUACUUAUGUACAUAACGUAUAAUUUACUGUAUUUACUAACGUACUAUAACACCUCUAGACAGUUGACCGACAACAAAAUGUGUAAAACAUCUACAUAUUUUUAGUCAUGUUGUCCGUGGUUAGUUUAAAGUAAGUUAAAACUAAAUUUCUUGUUUAUUGUGCUGUAAGUCAAGAUUUGAGAGCUUUAUUCUUCACCUACACAGUUAUACUGAGUACAGUGACAUUUGUUUUUGUAUUCACUUUUCAAAAAAACUAAAAAAUACUAGGAAGAAAUGCAACAAAUGAAUAAGUAACCAAGUGAAAUUAUGAAAUUAUUAAAAUAUCAAAGAAUACACACAAAUGUAUACACAACAUAUAGUAUACAAAGAUGCACGUACCAAUUACAGUGGUAAGUGUGCAGCUGUGGUGUUUGUGGAAAUGUGUUUCGUUUACUGACGCUUUUUUACAAUCAUGAGCAGAUGGGGCCAGAUCAAUAGCAAAUCAAUAUUACUGAUGAAGCUGGACAGGGGCUGGAUGUGGUUGGUGUUGCUCCUGUUCCUUCUGGCUGCGGCUGCAGUGACGGCACAGGAAGAGGAUUCAGAAGUCGUCGUUGCAGACGUUGAUGAUGAUGUGGAAGCUGAUGAUGACAUAAAGGCUCUGAUGGCGGAAGACGAGAAGGCAAAAUUGAUUGAAAAGAAGUCUGGCAAAGGCAAGGCCCGAGAAAAGGCUGUGAAGCCAAAUGAAAAUGUCUCCUUUCAGGUCACAUAUAAAACUCCUGUUCCUACUGGGCAUGUGUACUUCACAGAAACAUUUGACGAUGGUACACUGGACAGGUGGCAGAUGACAAAGUCAGUGAAGGAGGACGCAGCCGACGGCCACAACAAAUAUGAUGGAAAGUGGGCUGUUGAACAGCUGAAGGAGAACAAGGUUUCUGGAGACCAAGGCCUCGUACUUAAGUCUCGGGCCAAACACCACGGCAUCUCUGCAAUGCUGGAAAAACCUUUUGUCUUUGAGAAUGAGCCUUUGAUUAUACAGUAUGAGGUAAAUUUCCAGGAUGGCAUUGACUGUGGGGGGGCGUACAUCAAACUGCUGUCAGACUCUGGUGACCUCAAUCUGGAGCAGUUUGAUUCCCUGACGCCCUACACCAUUAUGUUUGGACCUGACAAAUGUGGAGAAAACUACAAACUCCACUUCAUUUUCCGACACCAAAAUCCUCUGAACAAAGAUUUUGAAGAAAAGCACGCAAAGAGGGCAGACGUCGACCUGAAGAAGUUCUACACUGACAAGAAGACUCACCUUUAUACACUAGUGCUCAAUCCUGACAACAGCUACGAGAUCUUCAUUGAUCAGUCCAGUGUGAGUCGUGGGAAUCUUCUAUAUGACGUGGUGCCACCAGUCAACCCUCCCAGAGAAAUAGACGAUCCAAAUGAUUCCAAGCCAAAGGACUGGGACGAGAGGGCCAAGAUCCCCGACCCUGAGGCUGAGAAACCUGACGACUGGGAUGAGGAUGCUCCAGCUAAGAUUGAGGAUUCUGAUGCUGUGAAGCCUGAGGGCUGGCUGGAUGAUGAAGAAGAGUUUGUCCCUGACCCUAAUGCUGAGAAACCAGAAGACUGGGAUGAGGAGAUGGAUGGAGAAUGGGAGGCUCCACGGAUUCCUAACACAGCCUGUCAGACUGCCCCCGGCUGUGGGGAGUGGAAACGCCCCAUGGUCAAUAAUCCGAAGUACAAGGGAAAGUGGAAAGCACCGCUGGUGGACAACCCCAACUAUCAGGGCGUUUGGAAGCCACACAAGAUUAUCAACCCUGAGUUUUUUGAGGAUCUGCAGCCGUUCAGGAUGAUGCCUAUCAAGGCCCUGGGUAUGGAGCUGUGGUCCAUGACCUCUGACAUCUACUUUGACAACUUCAUCCUUACCUCCCACAAAGAGGUGGCCGACCGCUGGGCUUCUGAUACCUGGGGGGUGAAGAAACUGGUGGCCAGUGCUAAUGAGCCAGGUAUUUUUGCUCAGCUGAUGACAGCCGCAGAGGAACGACCAUGGCUCUGGGUGAUCUACAUCCUGACCAUUGGCCUCCCUGUAGGACUGGUAGUACUCUUCUGUUGGCCAAAGAAAACAGAGGACACUCUGUAUGCUUACAGGGAGAUAGAAGUUCCUCAGGCUGAGGAGGAAGAGGAGGAGGAGGAGGAAGAAGACGACACAGGAGAGGCAGCAGCUGAGGAGGAAGAGGAGGCAGCCACAGAGGGAGACGCUCCAGGAGAAGCAACAGAAGAAGCCAAGGAGGGGCAGGAAGACCUGGACGGUGAAAAUCUAAAGGAAGGUGAUGAAGAUGACGGGGAGGAGGAAGAAGAGGAGGAUGAGAAGGAGGACGAUGAGGGGACAGUGGAGGAGAAUGGAGAAGAGGAGAGCACAGGUCCAGAGGAAGCAGCAUCUGAUGAGCUAAAGGAGGAACCCACCAGUGACGAGAACCAAAAACAAGGAGUGAGAAAGAGGAGGGUAAGAAAGGACUGAGGAGACGAAGGCCAGAGGGCAGGUCGUUUUGCUUCCUGGCAUUGACAAGGAAGCAAAAAGGGUAUUUUAUCCGCUGCAGCUCCCCCUGCCUGUGACUCUGGGGAAAGCACAACCUCCUGUUUGCCCCGUUUUUACAUGGUGCAGGUCUGCAGUCACAAACCAACUAUUAACAUCCUCCCCUCUGCCAGGCAUCUUCAUCCUGCCUGAUGAUGGGAUGUUCAGAUAAAUCCUGUGGAAACCUUUUUUUUUUCAUACUUCCUGUCUUCUCCCUAUUUUGAAGCCAUUUCUGUCAAAAUACCCGUCAGCCUUUGAACAUCCGCCUCACCCUUAUUUGGACAUGUCUUCACUGACAUCCACUGCACUCAUUUUUCCUAUGACUUGGCUUCAUCUUAGAAUGCAGUCCAUGUCCUGACGUAAAGACAUAUUUGGACAAAAAUAUCUUGAAAUCAACUCCUCCGUUGAUGUUGGUAUUCUGUUUUCAGGUUGGAGCUUGAUGGUCUGGAGCAUUAGUUACUUUUUUACUACGUAGUUAUUUAUAGUUAGAGUAUAAGUUGUGAAAUCAGUAUUUAUUUCCUUUUUUUUAAUUCAAUUCAAUUGUUUUGUUAUUUUUCUUUUAUGUUUUUUCCAUCAAGGUAAGUUGUGAAGUUAGGAUUCAGUUUGUUGCUCAUUGUUCUUAUUUUUGUCUGAGCUUUUAUAUAAAUUGUUUGGGCCAGAUGCUGCAGGUUGUUAUGUUUACGUGUGUGUGUGACUUGUACAUUACUCCUGAGAAUAAAAACUAUUUAAUACUACAGCUCUGAGCAGCGAAUCUCGCUUCUGUCAACGGUGGAAAAGGUAGUUUUAUCUAAACUAGGUUCGAAACAUGUUACAAUGACUAAAGCAACUGGUUUAGUCAUUGUAACACAAAGGAAGUGGAUUUCAGUCCUUAGACCGGACCAAGAAGCAGGUUAUGAUCUGGUGUCAAAGGUCAUCCUCCAGAACACCACUGAAGAAGAGCACAGACAAAUAUCAUUGUUCUUACCUUAAAUUGUUUUCACUCUGUCACACUCCACAUUGCCAUCACCUUGCUGUCACUGAUAUAAAUCUGAACAGGUAUCAGAUUUGAGUCCAAAUCCUGGACUUCAGUACUACACCAUUGGUGUUUGUUGUCGGCACAAACUACAUGUGAAAGUCACUCAUGCAGUGCCAAUACUGACCAGCAGGGGCAUGUUUGCCUCAUUAACUAGUGAGUCAAUCAAGUUUCCACCUACAGACUCCAGUCUUUGUCAUCAGUUUAUUGUUUUCUGACUUUAUGUUUAUAUACAGUGAGAUAUUUUGAAACUAAAAAAGAAAAACAGCAGAAUACAAACACUUUCUUCUGCUCCAGUUUACAGUUGUAUGAUUUAAUGCUUUAGUCCAGACACCAUGGCUACAUCCUGUUUUUAAGUGAUGCAGUGAAAGACACGCCCUCAUCAUCAUCAUCAUCAUCAUCAUCACAUUCCAGUCAGAGUGCCUUCCCCACCCAGACCUGAUGGAU
Messenger RNA from Cynoglossus semilaevis (tongue sole), 4445 nucleotides. RefSeq names its product calmegin (gene clgn). Bases 902 to 2932 code for a protein of 676 amino acids. Gene Ontology annotation, molecular function: calcium ion binding. NCBI's taxonomy places the organism in Eukaryota, Metazoa, Chordata, Actinopteri, Pleuronectiformes, Cynoglossidae. The record is from RefSeq and is a predicted model, not a curated record. Gene Ontology annotation, biological process: ERAD pathway; protein folding. The transcript is spliced from 15 exons. Gene Ontology annotation, cellular component: endoplasmic reticulum membrane; endoplasmic reticulum.